Molecule: messenger RNA, 2245 nt
Organism: Conger conger (European conger)
Lineage: Eukaryota; Metazoa; Chordata; Actinopteri; Anguilliformes; Congridae
Gene: tmem165
Product: transmembrane protein 165
Exons: 6
Coding region: 249-1148 (299 amino acids)
Biological process (GO): manganese ion transmembrane transport; Golgi calcium ion transport; Golgi calcium ion homeostasis
Cellular component (GO): Golgi apparatus
Molecular function (GO): calcium ion transmembrane transporter activity; manganese ion transmembrane transporter activity
Source: RefSeq, a predicted model, not a curated record
UCGGAGUAAAAGGACCUAGCAAGUUCAUAAGCGUUAAACACAUCCAUCAAUUCUCGAGUUUGAUACAGCGAUGGAAGAGGUGCUAGCGACGUAGCUAAACAUGUACAAGUAGCUAGUGUGUCAGUUCACAAAAUAAAGCCAGAACUUCGAUAGCAGUCACACAGCUACAGACGCGUUAGCACUGCGUAUAUAUAUAGAUCGCUAUAUCUUUAUUAUUUUAACUUUUAAGUUCGUUCUGUUGAAUUUAAAUGUGGUUCCAGGCCGGCAAAAUGCGGUGGAGUUGUGUGUUUUUGGCCCUGAUGCUGGUCGUCUUGUGUUCGAACGGAGCUGAUGGAAUUCCGGAGGAGCGCAAGCCGGAGGCCGAACAGCCGCCGCAAGAGAAAGCCCCCACGGUCCGGCCCGUUGGGCCCGUGCAGAGCGCGGGGGACCCCGGUAGUGCCGAUCUGGGGUUCAUCCACGCCUUCCUGGCUGCCAUCUCCGUCAUCAUCGUGUCUGAGCUUGGGGACAAGACCUUCUUCAUCGCUGCCAUUAUGGCCAUGCGCUACAACCGCCUGACGGUGCUCGCGGGCGCCAUGCUGGCCCUGGGGCUCAUGACCUGUCUGUCUGUCCUGUUUGGCUAUGCCACCACCAUCAUCCCGCGGAUCUACACGUACUACAUCUCCACGGCGCUGUUCGCCAUCUUCGGCGUGCGCAUGCUGCGGGAGGGCCUGCGCAUGAGCCCGGAGGAGGGCCAGGAGGAGCUGGAGGAGGUGCAGGCCGAGAUCAAGAAGAAAGACGAGGAGCUCCAGAGGGCGAAGCUCCUGAAUGGCUCGGCGGACGUGGAGGCGGGGACAGGCCAAGCGGCCCCUCAGAGGAAGUGGCAGGGCUUCAUCUCUCCGAUCUUCAUCCAGGCGCUCACCCUCACCUUCCUCGCCGAAUGGGGAGACCGCUCCCAGCUCACCACCAUCGUCCUGGCUGCCAGAGAGGACCCAUUUGGAGUGGCAGUGGGCGGGACUCUCGGACACUGCCUGUGUACAGGGCUGGCUGUGAUUGGUGGAAGAAUGAUCGCUCAGAAAAUAUCAGUCAGAACAGUCACCAUCAUUGGAGGCGUGGUCUUCCUGGCCUUCGCCUUCUCAGCCUUGUUCAUCAAGCCGGAUGCUGGGUUCUGAUUGGACCGGAGGGAAUCGCAUUGUAAAUACUUGUACUAUUCAGUGGUUUUAUUCUAGGGGCUGCACUCUCAGGCUGUUUGUGAGUGUGAGUGUGAGUGUGAGUGUGAGUGUGAGUGUGAGUGUGAGUGUGAGUGUGAGUGUGAGUGUGAGUGUGAGUGUGAGUGUGCUACCUUUGUGAUACUGUAGCCCACUCAAUUCAAAUCUGUCAACAUCUGAGCUCAGAAGGUCCCAGCUCCUGUCCCUCCUGUAGGACUGUUCUCAGAUCAGUGUUCAGUGUCCUGAGGUCCUGUCGCAUGACUCCAGCGUACCCUGGGCAUCACCCAAUCGGAGGACUUCAUUCCUCUACAGGAUCUCACUGCCCAACAGGAUUGGUGAUUGGAGGCAGAAGGGCUGAUUGGCUGUUCCACUUCCUGGUGCGAAGCAGGACGUCAGUCAUGCGUGUGACUGAAACGGUUAGCCCAUCGGUGAGACGGGGGAAAUCCAGAACGUGAAUUUGAGGAAUGGAAUGUCCUUUCGGUUAUAGACCUGGCAGAGGGGGAAAGAUGGAUCCAGAGCAGGUCAAUAAUUUAUAUGUCACGCUUUCCACAAAGAAUGAGCUUGUGUUUCCUUGGUCAAGAGCCUACACACACACCAUACACCAUACACCAUACACCACACACCACACACCACACACCACACACCACACACCACACACACACACACACCACACACCACACACACACACACACACACACACACACACACCACACACACACACACCACACACCACACACCACACACCACACACCACACACCACACACACACACACACCACACACCACACACACACCACACCACACACCACACACCACACACAGCACCAUCCAGGCCUCUCCAGCAUCAUACCGGUUUGUAUUUAACACUCAGCUCAGAGACAUUAUUUUUGUUAGGAUUAAGAGUUUUGUUCUUAGAUCACGUACUGUACAUCUCAGCGGGGCCGAGGAGAAUACAUCGUCAAUAUUUGACGGGGACUGUUGUCGUAGUAACAGGAGACCUCAUGUACAGAGCUUACUGUAAACCCUGAUUACUGUAAAUAUUCAAUAAAAACUUGUUCCAUA